AUGCAACGAAACCCCCACGCCGGCGCGAGCAGUAGCACGAGCUUCGGCCGUCAUACUAAUACCAGCACCAGCCGCGACGCGGAGGCCCUCAUCCGAGCCAUCACCAGCCGCGACCUACUGCAGCAUCUGCAGCCGCAGCAGCAACAACCCGAUGCAGCCGACGACGUCCCCGACGCUUCGUGCAGUACAGGGCUGCACGGCAGCGGCGGCGGCGCGGAUGGCUUUCCUGCUGAAGGCUACGGCACGGCAUCCGCACCCCCAUUGGCCCAGGACUUAGCUUCUUUACUCAGCGCCCUUGACGGACUUCCGGGCAUCGAAGAUGGGUCGACACGCAGCAUGGUUUCGGAGCCGUUUGCCUCAUUGCCAGAUGGCCGUGUCCUGCUGGGUCCUGGAGGCAUUCGGGCGUCAGUUGGUGAACCCGGCGACCCCCUGACCCGUCCUGGCUCACAGUCCCUCCCCCAGCAUUUCCCAAUCCCCGAGGCCCUCAAGGGCCUCUUCACAGUCAUCGCACCAGCCUCACCCCUGACUCUUCAGAAGGGGGAGCACAGCGGCGGCAGCGCCUUGCCGUACGGUCCCCGGAGGCCGCUGCCGCCAGCCCCGCAACCAGGGGCCCACCUCCAGUCCGCGGCGGGGCCGGCGGUAGUGGCGGUAAUGGGAACAGCGACGUCGUGUGCGGCCUCGGCGGCAGGCACUCCUGUUGCGGAGGCGCGGAGGGCUCCCGAGAAUGGCAUUGGGGACACGGCGAGAAGCCCUCUGGGUAGCUUGCCAAAUCAACACCAGCUGCAACAGCAGGACCAGCAACGACGUGAUGAGCGACCGGCUGUGGGGCCUACCCUCAGGCCAACAAGUAUCACGGUUGCCUUGGACCCGACCGCGUCAGCGGCGCUGCUCUACGCGGCGGCCGGCGUGGCGCUCCCGCCGAUGCUGCCUCCGCCGGCUGCCGGCCUGCGUCUGGAUCCGUCUCUGGAGUGGGCUCUGGGGCUGCUCAGCACCCGGGUUACCUCCCGACACCCGCGGCAUGGGGAGGUCAUAUCGCGGCAGGUGGGCCCCAAGUGGCGCCAGGAGUUGGGCCCCCGGGAUCAGGCCCAGCUGGUGGCAACACUGAGGAUGUGCUUCCGAGCGGCGCUGAGGAGCCCCGACGCGGUGUCGGCCUCGGCCGCCGCUGGCCUUAUGGAGGUGAUGUGCCGGCUGCAGGAGGGCGUUGGCGCCACCACAAUCACACUCAUCGCCAUCAUUACCAUUGUCAUCAGCAUCAGCAUUAUCAAGACCACCACCGUCGUCGUCGUCAUCAGCAGCAGCAGUAGCAGCACAAUCAUCGCAGCUGCCGUCGCCAUCAUCACCGCAAACGGCCGCAGUAGCAACAUCAACGACAUCGCCAUCUACAGAAGCGACAACAAAGCCUUCAAAGCCGACCGUAGCAUCUGUGGGGAUGGAAGAAGGCGCGGACCAGGCGGCGUCCUGCGCCGUCGCGCCGUCGGGAGGAUCCGCCACCGCGACAGCGGCGGUGGUGGUGUGGACGGCGGCGGGAGGUUGCUGAUGCGGAUGGGGUUCCGGUGGAGAAGGGCGCAGCUGCGUUGGGCCUGCGUGGCAAUGUCGACGCUGGCCCGGCUCCGCAUCUCUAGAUUCUCCUUGCCGCGUAGGGCCCUCACCAAGCUGCUUUGGGCCGCGCUGUUCGCAGCGGCUUAUUGGACCCCCGGCAUUGCGGCAGCACUGCCGGUGUGGGCCGCCCGCCUAGAAUGCCCCCCACCGGCGGCGUUCCUGCGCCAUUACAGCCGGCACACCCUGGUUCGAGCGCUGUUCAGACGGCUGCGGCAACUGCGGUGGCAGCAGCUGUGUCGGCUGCCGCUGCUGCUGCACAGCGUGGGCCAACCCUCCGAGGUUGCGGACGUGGAAGCGGCAAGGGCCCGGUGGCAACAGGUCUUCGUCCAUCAAAUUCGUCGCCUGCUGCCUUCCUGUGAUGUCGUGGACAUAAUGCUGCUGCUGCGGGGGCUGGCGGCAGGAAGCAGCGCCAGUGCAAUCUCGGAAGACCAGGCUGAGUGCAUGGCCAGUGGCGGUCCCAGAAGCACGGGAACACGGAUGGUGCCGCAGCCGUACACUUACGAGUGGAUGGGCGCACAGCUGGCAGAUGAUGCGCUGCGGCGGUACACGCCAGCACAGCUGACGACAGCGGUGGGGGCAUCCCUGCUGCCGCCGGGGUCGCAACAGAACGGCAGGAGUGGCGCCGCCUCGCCGCCGGCACUCCUGCCCCCUCGGACAACUGCGACGGGCCACGGGCGAUCUUCGCCCCCCGCGCGAUCGGCGCCGCCACAGUCGGCUAGCUCCUCCACAGCUGCCGCCGCCGCCGCCGCCGUGCCUGCCUCUUCACAUUACACCCCCAUCAGCCCCGAGGAAGACUUGCAUCGGCGGCGGCUGGCGGAUCUUGCUCUGGAGAGGGACUUUCUGUUACAGCAGCUGGACGAGCACGUAGCUUUGUGCCUGUCGUACAGCAGCGGCGGCGGUGGGCGACCCGGCCACGGGCGCGGCCAAGCCUCACAUCAGGAUCGCCGCGCCCAAUCACCUCGCGGUCGCGUCGCGCUGGGGUUGCUCGUCAAGAUUCUGACUGCCUACAGCCGGCUGCAGCGGCCGCCAGCCCCCCGGCUCCAGGGAGCUCUGGAGGCUGCGCUGCUGGAGAGGACUCAGUGUCUGGGCACUCAGGGCUGGCAGGCUGUGCGGAGCGCCUAUCAGCAACUGCGGCUGCAGCCGGGGCCGGAGCUCAGCGUGGCCCUCAUAAUGUUUGGCUGA
Molecule: messenger RNA, 2781 nt
Organism: Volvox carteri f. nagariensis
Lineage: Eukaryota; Viridiplantae; Chlorophyta; Chlorophyceae; Chlamydomonadales; Volvocaceae
Exons: 10
Coding region: 1-2781 (926 amino acids)
Source: RefSeq, a predicted model, not a curated record